AAAGUGAGAACAAGAAACACAAAUUAAAUAAGUGACCUCUUUUGAAAAAUUUCAAAUAUAGACAAAAAUUGGAUAACUGAUCCUUUUUUGAAGAGGUUUUAGGUUAUGGGCCAAAGUCCACCUUUGGAAACAACAAAAUGAAAUGCAACUACAAAUAUCUGCAAUCUUAUCUGUUUCCUCCAAGUCUCAAAAGAUCUCCCCUGGAGACACAGAGAAGAAACAUGAAUUUCUCUUCAGUCUGCAUGCCCCUUUCACACUCUUCUCAUACUCUCUUGAACCCAUUUCUUGGUAAUGGCAAUCUUCUUUUUCCAAAACCAUAUGCUACUCCCAAGAGAAGACCUUCUUUAACAACAAGGGCACUUCUAUCCACUACCAAAGAAGUUGUGUUAAAGGAUUUCCAUGAAAGAAGAGCACUCAAGAUUAUCUCAGGUUUGCAGAAUUUUGAUAGAGACAAUGUUGCUUCAGUUGUUACGGCUGCAGACAAGGGUGGAGCAACUCAUGUAGACAUAGCUUGUGACCCAGAAUUAGUGAAGCUUGCCAUUAGCCUAACUUCUCUCCCGGUUUGUGUUUCAUCUGUAGAACCAUCUGCUUUCCUAGCUGCUGUUGAAGCAGGAGCCUUAAUGGCUGAGAUUGGAAACUAUGAUUCGUUUUAUGAGUCUGGCAUUCUUUUCUCCCCAGAGCAGAUACUAAGUCUAACGAAGGAGACUAGGAGUAUUCUUCCAUCCUUGACGCUAUCAGUUACUGUGCCUCACACACUUAGCCUACCUGAUCAGGUCAAGCUUGCAGAGCUGCUGGAAAGGGAAGGUGCUGACAUUAUCCAAACUGAAGGAGGAAAAUGUUCAACUCCUUCAAAACCUGGUGUCCUUGGUUUGAUUGAGAAGGCAACACCAACAUUAGCCGCAGCAUAUUCUAUUUCCAGAGCUGUGAAGCUUCCAGUUCUGUGUUCUUCUGGGCUUAGUGCAGUUACAGCCCCCAUGGCCAUCACAGCAGGAGCUUCAGGAGUGGGUGUUGGAUCUGCAAUCAAUAAGCUUAAUGAUGCUAUCGCCAUGGUUGCGGAGGUCAGAAACAUUGCCGAGUCAUUAAGUACAGCAGCUGACAGAAAAGCUAGAUAUGAAGAGAAGAUUUUGAAGAAUUAGUUCCCAUCUUUUCUUAUUAGGAGUAUGAUGAAAUAAGUACCAUUCUAGUUGGGGAGAAAAAAAAUAAAAAUCUGGCGUUUUUGCCAGAACAUAUCCAGACAUUUCAACCAGGUGAAAUAAAUCCAUUCUACAGACAUUCGUUGGAUUCCAAGCAGGAAGGUUAUUAACCUCAAAAAAUUGAAGAUAUUUGG
Molecule: messenger RNA, 1327 nt
Organism: Rubroshorea leprosula
Lineage: Eukaryota; Viridiplantae; Streptophyta; Magnoliopsida; Malvales; Dipterocarpaceae
Source: the annotation of a GenBank genome assembly